AAGCCUCAUUGCAUAAUACAUAUUCAGGUGCCAGGUAUAUACAAGGGCAUUUUAUUUAAGAGAGAUUAAGAAUGUAAGAAUCACUAAAAUCUUGCAUCAGGGACUUUCCUGUCUACGGUUACCACGUACCAUAGUUAUUGACAAACGUCAUUUCCGUUGAGUGCACCACGUGACCAGUAUAGACCAAUCGUGGACCAAUUAUUCGAAAGGGGAUUCCCCCAAUCGAUAUGAAUAAACACGGGGGUUUCCGUCUCGCCAUUUUGACUGCACACCAAAGAAAGAGGAAACACUUGUGAUUACCUUACAGUAAAGACUCGUUGGGUGACGUUUUGCCGGACUUUCAAGCAUCCCCAAGAUCACCAGUAUAAAGACACCAAACGCUUCCACAAGCUCCAUUCUUGUUGCAAAGUCGGUAAAUCUACUGUGAUGGCGAGCCUAUUUCAUGAAACAGAUGUCUUCACGACCAACAAGUCUAACCUAUGGACCAUCGAGUGGCUAAAGGACACAUCAUUGAAGUUUGCGAAAUACAUGAAGGUGUUGGACCUUACUGGUAUUGGAUUUGAAAAUAAUUCCCACAUUCAACUACUUGACGAGGAUACGUUUAUCAAUACCACUAACGCAGUGAUCGACAAACUCCAAGCUGAUAAUGUCGUUCACAUACGACUGGUAUCGCUUCGUUUGCCUGAAUAUCCGUAUGUGAAAGAACAAAAGAAAAAGGAAAGGCCACAAGGUCUGUUGGUAGCAGAAUGUAUCGGAAAGAUUCUCUCCAGGGUAGCUGUUGAUCACAUUUACUUUCAAACUGGGGGCUGCCUGGAACAAAUCUACAUGAUGUGUGCCCAAAUCAAUGACAUGCGCGUACAAAACCCCAUUCACGUUCACUGCCCUUAUAGGGAGUCUGCAAGGCGCUACUGUACAACCAAUCCAUGCCGGCCCCUACAAGUUAGACUUUAUCAUUUGACAGAGUAUCCAAAUCGAUCGAAGCGGUCAGGUCCAGAUGACGAAUUCUGCUUGAAUGUACGCCUUAAUCUUAAUCCUAGAAAAACGUGUGCUGACGACUCUGGGCAUACCGAACACCCAUCUGACGAAGAUCAUGGUGAUACCUGUAAGAUGAUAACAGUGCACAUCUCUAUGCACACGUUCAUUGACCCUACAGGAAGAUCCGCCUUUGGGUUAGAAUUAAGAACAUCGCAAGGCCUGUCGUUAGAAGACUUUCCAAAUAUUGACGUCAUCCCUCAUUACGGCGAGAAUAACACUAUGAAUCGUAUACAUCGUCAAAGGGGGGAAGUCACCUCUGUGACAGUAGAAAUGUGCCGUGAGCUUGGAGUAACAUCUGUGCUUGAGUGGCCAAUACAGGUGUCCUUGACGUAUGAUGACACCAUAGCUAGGGACGCAAAGUCCGCUUGUUUUGACUCAAGGGAAGGUGGCUAUAGCCAUCCUUUGACGCGGAACGAUGACGCAGACUCUUUAUCUGAGUCGCUAGAGAAGAUAUCCCCUCCUCGCUGUGUCACAGUCGCUGUCCUGGACACAGGGAUUCUCGCUUGCCGUAGUGAAUUCCUUGGUAAGAUCGCUGCAAUUAAGAAUUUUGUGCCGAACGAAGCGAAUGACCUCUGUUAUGACUAUAAUGGUCACGGAACGGGUUGUGCAGGUAUCGUGCUUCAGACCGCUCCUUUUAUACGGUUGGUGAUCUGUAAGGUGAUGAGUAGUCAAGGAUGCGGUCAACCGAAAUGGGCGGCAGAUGCCAUUGAUUGGUUGUUGAAUGACGAGUCCGGCCCCAAGAACUACUGCCCAGUUGACGUUAUUUCUAUGUCGUUGGGUUGGAACUCCUUUGAUUCCAACCUGAGACGGGCAGUUUCUGACGCGAUUGCCCAAGGCAAAGUGGUGGUUGCUGCCGCAAGUAACGACGGGAGAAGGCAUGUGACAAAUAUCGCCUUUCCCGCGAGAUUUGGGGACGUGAUCUGUGUGGGAAGCUGUAACGAUUUGGGCCAGCCGUCUUCCUUCACCCCAACUGGACGCGAGGUCGACUUUCUUGCACCUGGAGAAAACAUACAAGCCCCAGGUUCUGACGGCUUUGACCAAGUCAAAAUCAUGUCCGGAACAUCAGAGGCAACACCAGCAGUUGCCGGCAUCGCAGCCAGGGUGAUUUCCUACGCUGAAGAUAUAGGUGGACAAGAGAUGCGUUCUGCCGUCUGCCACACAGCUGUCAUGCGAGAGGUUCUUCGUAAGAUGGCGUCCAUGCCUGGUCACCACGACGAGCACAUGGGGUACGGGAACCUGAACCCUUUGAGACUGUUCAAGUACGGACCAGACCACUUCCGGCAGGUGGUGGAGGAGAUCGUCGGGCCACUUCCUGUACCUCAGCCCGCACGCCGAGAUGCUGGGACACAGACACACGAGUUUAACUGCUAAAAUAAAGCAGGGCAAGAAACUCGUGAGCAGGGACACUAAGAUAACGAUAGUGAUGAAGUGGGCAUGGGAACUAAAGUUUAGAACUCAGAACUGUAAAUAUCUCAGAACUGUACACCUCUCAGAACAAUAGUAGAGUAGUAUAAAUGAGAGAAUAAGUAGCGUGCGUAAUCCAGUGGUUAGUGACCCUGCCUCUGGACCAAGAAGUCAUGUGUUUGAAUGUUUAGCUGUAUGUAAGUCGAGGUCCUUAGGGCGGGACGUUAAGCCAUGGUCCACUGAUCAUUGUACUUGUCAACAGGAGCUAUUGGAAUUUUUCCGGUACAAUGAACCUGUAUAUACUGUACGUCAUCGGUACCUCAACUGUUGAUUGAUUUCAUUUCGGUUAAACUGGUAGAAGAUCCCUUUUAUUUUUCCACUCUUAACGAUCGAGUGAGAAAACAUUGAGUACGAGCGGAGU
Messenger RNA from Branchiostoma belcheri (Belcher's lancelet), 2860 nucleotides. RefSeq lists its product as uncharacterized. Bases 427 to 2406 code for a protein of 659 amino acids. Gene Ontology annotation, molecular function: serine-type endopeptidase activity. The transcript has 4 exons. NCBI's taxonomy places the organism in Eukaryota, Metazoa, Chordata, Leptocardii, Amphioxiformes, Branchiostomatidae. The record is from RefSeq and is a predicted model, not a curated record. Gene Ontology annotation, biological process: proteolysis.